GAGCCCCGCCGCGUGACUGCGUUUUAGUCAUCUGUAGGGUUGAGCCCUAAAUUAAACAUCUGUGAUCCACAUCACGUGCAGAUCACAAUUACCCCUGACUCUGCUCAUCGCCUCAAUCUGCGCGCGACCGGCGAAAGCGAAACCAACCCCGUCGACCGCAUCCAUGGCGCAACCGACAUUCCGAUACCCCCGCGUCGCGAUCGAGUUCUGCACCGCCUGUAAGUGGAAUCUGAGGGCAGCAUGGUUCGCGCAGGAACUACUCUCGACCUUCGGCAACGACGUGGGCGAGGUCGCCAUGCUUCCCGCCUCGGGCGGAACAUUCAAAGUCAGACUCGUGCCGGCUGCGGGCCAAGAGGAGGUGCUGCUGUGGGAUAGGAAGGAGAAAGGGGGGUUUCCUGACUCGAAAGAUUUGAAAAGACUUGUUAGAGACGUGCUGUUCCCGUCCAAAGAUCUUGGGCAUGUAGACCGCCAUGCACAAAAGCCGGUCCCUGAACCCGCUACGUCGCCAUCAACGUCCUCGACGUCAGCUGCUGCAGAUUCUCAGUCAUCGUCAGACGACCCAAUAUUAGAUGAUAACGGCAACGUUUGUGUUGAGUGUAACGCGCCGGGUGCUUGAAACUACAAAUAUAUGCAAAGACUCCAGCUCUGAUUCACAUGAGGGUAUCGACCUCAGUCCUGCUAUGCAAUUGAUGACCAGUCUAGAUGUGGUCACUGCAUUAUCUACACCACAUCCACUCAGCUAGAUCUCAACCUAGCAAAAGACAGACAGACUACAAAAUUGUUGAUAAAUAGUUUUUAACAAUUGACAAUACUACUAAAAGACAUAGGCAAUAAACAGACUACUACUGCUACU
This is a messenger RNA of Myxozyma melibiosi, 853 nucleotides long. Its product is annotated as seleno protein domain-containing protein. The transcript has 3 exons. The coding region runs from base 164 to 616 and encodes 150 amino acids. Lineage: Eukaryota; Fungi; Ascomycota; Lipomycetes; Lipomycetales; Lipomycetaceae. The record is from RefSeq and is a predicted model, not a curated record.